Molecule: messenger RNA, 3402 nt
Organism: Microplitis demolitor
Lineage: Eukaryota; Metazoa; Arthropoda; Insecta; Hymenoptera; Braconidae
Gene: trp
Product: transient receptor potential protein
Exons: 13
Coding region: 1-3402 (1133 amino acids)
Biological process (GO): calcium ion transmembrane transport; regulation of cytosolic calcium ion concentration; manganese ion transport
Cellular component (GO): cation channel complex; membrane
Molecular function (GO): inositol 1,4,5 trisphosphate binding; protein binding; store-operated calcium channel activity
Source: RefSeq, a predicted model, not a curated record
AUGAAUCAAUCGGAGUCGAGGGAAAAUUUGGUUGAUAAUGAGGCACGACGACCUUCUAUGCAAUCAUUGCAACCACCUACUGAGUAUGUACUUGGUCAAGUUGAAAAACAUUUUCUGUUAAGUGCUGAGCGAGGUGACUGUGCUACUGUUCGGAGGCUGCUUGAAGAGCAUAAAGAUCACCCGGAAAUACUGAACAUAAAUUGCGUCGACCCGUUAAAUAGAUCUGCGCUGAUCGCGGCGAUUGAAAAUGAAAAUGUUGAACUGAUUCAUAUAUUAUUGGAGUGGAAAAUAAAUGUAAAGGAUGCACUUUUGCAUGCCAUUAAAGAGGAGUACGUCGAAGCUGUUGAAAUUCUUCUUGAUUAUGAAGAAAAAAUUCAUGUUGCUGGUCAACCAUACAGCUGGGAAGCCCUGGAAAGUGGCGACUAUAAUUUCACACCUGAUAUCACUCCAUUGGUUCUAGCGGCUCAUAAAAAUAAUUAUGAAAUACUUAAAAUAUUACUUGAUCGUGGUGCAACUUUACCAUGUCCUCAUGAUGCCAGGUGCGGUUGCGACGAGUGCGUUACGUCAAACGAGCAAGAUUCACUACGUCAUUCACGCUCUCGGAUAAAUGCUUACCGUGCAUUAACAUCAUCCUCACUUAUUGCCCUAUCGUCACGAGAUCCUUUACUAACUGCAUUCGAAUUAUCCUGGGAAUUGCGACGGCUAAGUCGUAUGGAGCAGGAAUUCAGAUCUGACUACAAUGAACUUAAAGAACAAUGUCAAGUCUUUGCGACAUCGCUGCUGGAUCACGCACGCACUUCACACGAACUUGAAAUAAUUCUUAAUUAUAAUCCAACUGGUGACAAUUGGGAGCCAGGCGAACGACAAACAUUAGAUAGACUAAAACUUGCUAUUAAAUAUAAACAAAAACAGUUUGUAGCACAUCCAAAUGUUCAACAAUUAUUAGCAGCCAUUUGGUACGACGGAUUACCAGGAUUCCGGCGGUUAAGUAUGGUCGGACAAUUAAUCGAAGUUGGAAAACUCGGCAGCAUGUUUCCUAUAUAUAGUACAAUAUAUAUGGUAUCGCCUACGUCAAAAAUGGGAUUAUUUAUGAAGAAACCAUUCGUUAAAUUUAUCUGUCACUCGUCUUCUUACGCCUUCUUUCUUAUGUUACUUGGAAUGGCGUCUCAACGUGUUGAAUAUCUGGUAAUUGAAUUAUUUGGAAAUGCAUGGAUGAGAGAAAUCUUAGCUGGCUGGAAGAAACAUGAACGAGGUUCUAUUCCGGGUUUUGUUGAAUCCGGUGUAAUUAUUUAUAUUAUAAGUCUGGUAACUGCCGAAAUUCGUUCACUUUGGGCCGAUGGUCUACUCGAAUAUAUUUCCGAUCUCUGGAAUAUCGUCGAUUUUAUUCAAAAUACUUUCUACGUAGUCUGGAUUAUGAUGAGGGCAACUGCAUGGUUCGUCGUACAAAGAGAAUACUGGAGUGGAGAAGAUCCCUGGUAUCCAAGAGAUCAGUGGGAUGCUUUUGAUCCGAUGCUAUUGUCCGAGGGAGCCUUUGCCGCGGGAAUGAUAUUCAGUUUUUUAAAAUUAGUUCACAUAUUUAGUGUCAAUCCACAUUUGGGACCACUUCAAAUAUCAUUGGGACGUAUGAUUAUUGAUAUUAUUAAAUUUUUUUUUAUUUACACCCUUGUGUUGUUCGCAUUUGGUUGUGGUAUGAACCAACUCCUGUGGUAUUACGCGGAUCUUGAAAAGGCAAAAUGUUAUCAACGUAAUCCAGAGAUACCGGAUUUUGAUAACGAAGAAAAGGCGUGUUCGAUUUGGCGAAGAUUUGCGAAUCUUUUUGAAACUUCUCAGUCACUAUUUUGGGCAAGUUUUGGUAUGAUUGAUUUGAUGUCAUUUGAUUUAACGGGAAUCAAAAGUUUUACGAGAUUUUGGGCAUUGCUGAUGUUUGGAUCAUACUCUGUUAUCAAUGUUAUUGUUUUAUUGAAUAUGCUGAUUGCUAUGAUGUCGAACUCUUAUCAAAUUAUUUCGGAACGCGCGGAUACUGAAUGGAAAUUUGCGAGAAGUCAUUUAUGGAUGAGUUAUUUUGAAGAUGGAGAUACUGUACCACCGCCUUUUAAUAUGGUUCCCACUGCUAAAUCAUUUAAUAAAGUUAUUUCUUGUGGUAAAACUGGACGUCCGACUAAAUCAAUUAUUAAAAAAAAUCGUGAAAAAGCCCAAGAACGACAUGAUAUAGUAAUACGUAUAUUAGUUCGUCGUUAUGUGACCGCUGAGCAAAGAAAACGUGAUGAUUUUGGUAUAACAGAAGACGAUGUAAUAGAAAUACGUCAAGAUAUUUCGACAUUGAGAUAUGAAUUAAUAGACAUAUUGCGUCAGAAUGGAAUGAAAAUAAAUGUUGACCAAGGGGAUGCCUCGAUCUCCGGAAAGAAGGGUCGUGUGAUGGAGCGUCGAUUACAGAAAGACUUCCAAAUAGGCAUCGUUGAAGGAAUAGUUAAUUCAGUGAUCCAGAGUGAGAAGGAACCGAAGGAUGUAUUCAGUCAAUUAGCUCGAGCUAUUGGUAAACGAGCAAGUGAGAGCAAGAAAGAUUGGAACGCUGUUGUAAGGAAGAAUACUAUUGCACGUGAUCCGAUUGGCAGUAGAACAGACGCUCAGAUUCGUCAAACCCGACGGAGUCUUCGUAUUCAUCAAAGAAAUCAUCCGGAAUCAGAUUUGGCGUCUUUGGAUCCGAAUCGUUUGGUUGAAUACAAUCCUAAUUUGAUGGACGUCUCACCAGCAACCCGUGUCGCUUAUGCUAAAUUUAUAAUGGGAAAAAUGAACAAGAGUGAAUUGAAAAAAGCUGUUUCAUUUGAAGAAGGCGACGAAACUGCGAAUAAAGAUGGCAAAGAAGAUGAUAAAAAAGUACAAAGAACAGCUUCGAAGGUAACAAUAAAUACUUCUGGUGGAAGUCAAUCAAAACCGAGACCGCAAUUAUCAACUGCUGGGUCAUUGAGUGAUUCGUUGAGAAAGACGAUGCUUAAAGCCACGGCGUCGAUAACAAGUCAAGAUAAAGGAGAGACUGGUGAUGCGAGAAUUAUUCCAUCUCCGAUACCAGAAGAACCCGUUGAAGAUGAGGAGAAGAAGAAAAAAGAAGAAGAAAAACGAAAGAAGGAAGAAGAGGAGAAAAAGAAAGAAGAGGAAAAGAAGGAGGAAGGUGAGAAGAAAAUUGAAGGAGAGAAAAAAGUUGAAGGAGAGAAGAAAGUUGAGGGAGAGAAGAAAGAAGAAGAAAAAAAGAAGGAAGAAGAAAAGAAAAAAGAUGAUAAACCUGGACAAAGUUCAGAUAAUAAAACUACUGCAGAUAAACCAAAAAUUGAAAGACCUCCGGAAGCAGAAACAAAAGCACGAGGAAAAUCGAAAGCUACGGGUAAAGUUAUGGGCGGAUGGAUUUAA